Molecule: messenger RNA, 3424 nt
Organism: Pistacia vera
Lineage: Eukaryota; Viridiplantae; Streptophyta; Magnoliopsida; Sapindales; Anacardiaceae
Product: glutamate receptor 3.3
Exons: 7
Coding region: 377-3163 (928 amino acids)
Cellular component (GO): plasma membrane
Molecular function (GO): glutamate-gated receptor activity
Source: RefSeq, a predicted model, not a curated record
AUUUAAUUGAGAUUAUUCUUUAUGUGUGAACUGCUGCCAUGGUUCUAGUUCUGUAUACUAAAUUUGAUUAUUCUUUUAACAAAAAUAAAAUAAAAAAAUCGUGCUGUACAGAGAAUCUGAUUCUUGUUUGCAGUACUUGUCAUUCUGAUGCUAUCAAGUUACAUUUGUUUAUAUUCUUCCACCUUUGUUUGGUUGCUGAGAAAAUUUAUAAAACAGAGACAACUCUAAAGCUUUGCAAAUUCGUUUUCUGGCUUCUGAGAAAAAAAAUGAAAAAAACUAUUAUUAUCUCCCAUGAGUCGACGGUGUACUAAUUCUCUACUGGAGGUGGUGAGUGGAUUCGUUCUGGGCACUCUAAGAUCUGUACCUUUGAUUUGAAAUGAGUACUCUGGGGUUUCUUCUGUGUUUCUUUAUCUUUUUGGGCCUGAAUUCAAGUGGGUACAGUCAGAACGUUACCUCAAGACCAUCUGUUGUUAGUAUUGGUGCAAUUUUUACAUUCAACUCUACCAUUGGUAGAGUUGCCAAGAUUGCCAUUGAAGAAGCUGUGAAAGAUGUCAACUCUAAUUCUAGCAUUCUUCCUGGCACGAAACUUAAUAUAACAAUGCAAGAUUCCAAUUGCAGCGGGUUUCUUGGCAUGGCAGAAGCUUUGCAAUUCAUGGAGACUGAUAUUGUUGCCAUCAUAGGCCCGCAAUGUUCUACAGUUGCCCAUAUUAUAUGUCAUGUUGCAAAUGAGCUUCAAACUCCUUUACUGUCAUUUGGGGCUACUGACCCCACUCUCUCUUCGAUUCAGUUCCCCUACUUUGUUAGGACAACACAGAGUGAUUCUUACCAGAUGGCUGCAGUAGCUGAGAUUGUUGAUCAUUAUGGCUGGACUGCUGUGAUUGCCAUCUUUGUUGAUGAUGAUUAUGGACGGAAUGGAAUAGCUGCAUUGAGUGAUAAGCUUGCAGAGAGACGCUGUAAAAUCUCAUAUAAGGCAGCAAUCCCCCCAGGAUCUGGAGUGAACCAAAAUGUCAUCAUGGAUCUACUUGUUAAGGUUGCAUUGAUGGAAUCCCGUAUUAUUGUUCUGCAUGCAAGUGGAGAUAUCGGUUUCAGGGUUUUCUCUGCUGCAAACUAUCUUCAGAUGAUGGAUAAUGGUUAUGUAUGGAUAGCUACAGAUUGGCUGGCUUAUAUUUUAGAUUCUAAUUCUCCUCUCCCGUCUGACACCAUGGAUAAAAUGCAAGGAGUUCUUGUUUUGCGUCAGCACAUCCCAGAUUCAGAGAGAAAGAGAGCUUUUCUUUCUAGGUGGAGGAAUUUGGCUGGUGGUCAUUUGGGGAUGAAUUCUUAUGGUCUUUAUGCUUAUGACUCUGUUUGGCUGUUAGCUCAUGCUCUUGAUGCCUUUUUUAAUCAGGGUGGGAUUAUCUCAUUCUCUAAUGAUUCUAGAUUUCUUUCUUCAGAAGCCAGCAAUCUCCACCUCGAUGCAAUGAGCGUUUUCGAUGAUGGACCGCAAUUGCUGAAUUACAUAUUGCAGAGUAAUACUGUUGGGUUAACAGGUCCUCUAAAGUUUAGUCCAGACAAGUCUCUUAUUAAUCCUGCAUAUGAUAUUAUUAAUGUGAUUGGAUCUGGGAUUCGACAGGUUGGUUACUGGUCCAACUAUACUGGUUUAUCGACUGUGCUUCCUGAGACACUCUAUACAAAGCCACCCAAUCGCUCAAGUGCAAGCCAGCAACUAUACAGUGUCAUCUGGCCUGGAGACACCUUGACAAAGCCCCGGGGAUGGGUUUUCCCAAACAAUGGGCAACGAUUGAAAAUUGGUGUACCUAAUCGGGCCAGUUACCGGGAAUUUGUAUCAAGAGUGAAAGGAACUGAUAUGUUUCAGGGUUUUUGCAUAGAUGUGUUUACAGCUGCUGUAAACUUGUUGCCAUACGCUGUCCCGUACCAAUUUAUCCCCUUUGGAGAUGGUACUAAAAAUCCAAGCUACACAGAACUGGUGAAUUCGAUCACCACUGGUGUUUUGGAUGCUGCUGUUGGUGACAUAGCUAUUGUCACAAAUCGAACAAAGAUAGUGGAUUUCACGCAACCGUAUGCUGCAUCAGGACUCGUUGUUGUGGCCCCAUUUAAGAAAUCGAACACUGGAGCUUGGGCUUUUUUGCGGCCAUUCACUCGAUCAAUGUGGACUGUCACCGCUUUUUCUUUCAUUGUUAUUGGAAUUGUCGUAUGGAUUUUAGAGCAUAGGAUAAAUGACGAAUUCAGAGGACCUCCCAAUAGACAAAUUAUAACCGUUCUCUCGUUUAGCUUAUCAACCAUGUUUUUUGCCCAUAGAGAGAACACUGUGAGCACCCUUGGCCGUCUGGUGCUAAUCAUAUGGCUCUUUGUAGUUUUGAUAAUCAACUCAAGCUACACUGCCAGUCUGACUUCAAUCCUCACAGUGCAGCAGCUCUCUUCUCCUAUUAAAGGAAUUGACAGCCUGAGAACUGGUAAUGACCCUAUUGGAUACCAGGAGGGUUCAUUUGCUGAACGUUAUUUAACUGAGGAACUCAACAUAUCCAAGUCUAGGCUUGUCUCCCUCGGUACACCUGAAGAAUAUGCUUUAGCACUCAAAAAUGGUCCCGGUAAGGGAGGUGUUGCUGCUGUGGUAGAUGAACGUCCAUAUAUAGAACUUUUCCUCUCAACCCAGUGCACAUUCAAGAUUGUAGGUCAAGAGUUCACCAAAAGCGGUUGGGGCUUUGCAUUUCCACGGGACUCUCCCUUGGCUAUUGAUUUGUCAACUGCAAUUCUACAACUAGCUGAGAAUGGUGAUCUCCAGCGGAUCCAUGACAAGUGGCUGGUGAAAAGCAGUUGCAGUUUAGACAAUGCUGAGAUUGAAUCAGACCGGCUUCAACUGAAAAGCUUCUGGGGUCUUUUCCUUAUCUGCGGAAUAGCUUGCUUCAUUGCCCUAUUAAUAUACUUUUUGCAAAUUAUGAACCUGGUACGCAGUGCUCCUACCGAGUCUAUUGCAACUGAGCCUGGUGGCGUACGAUCUAGAACACUUCAGAGAUUUCUAUCAAUAAUGGAUGAGAAGGAAGAUUUAUCGAAGAGCAAGAAUAAGAGACUAAAUUCGGAAAGAACAUUUGAAAAUGAUAGGGAUGAGGAGUUAGGAAGUAAGAAGAGGAGACAUACAGAUUUGGCCACAGGGAGCAACAGCAGCUAAUGAGCAAUUAACUUGGUUUUCUAGUACUUGUACUUCCUUAAUUGUAUCACUCAUUAUUGCAUAUUCAGCACCAUUUAGAACCUUAUUUCAAGCACUGCAAACCGUUCAUAUGCAUUUGCAAAAUUGCUGCCCACGGGAAUGGCUUACAGCAUUUGCCAUUGCUAGAUUUUGUCUUAUAUACAUGUCAACUUAUUAAGAUCACAUACAUUGUCAAGUAAUAUUAAAUUAAAGUAUAUAUCCCUAUUUAGUUAUGUUUCUUUU